GGCCUAUACGCCAGCAGCGUAGGCGCCGGCCACGGCACCACGAGUUCGCCGGCGUGGCGUGAACGUGUCUCGUCUCUACGUAAAUACGUAAACCGUCGUGCUCCACACACGAGCUAACGAUGUUAGUGCUCCUAAUUGCGAUAUGCAUCCUAUCCGGCGCGCACGCCGCGCACCUCGAGCGGGUGCACGACGAGGAACUCCUGAAUCUCAUGAAAGUCGAAAAAUACGUGAUCGUUCUAUUUACGACCAAUGACUGUGAAGACUGCAAUACGUAUGAAAGAAAGCUGGCUCACUUGCGGGAGGAUCUCGUCGAUGCCAUGUCCGCAUGGGUUGUUAAGACUGUUGAUAGUCAAUUACUUCAAUUAUAUAGCAAUGCUAGAGAACCUGUUCUACUGUUUUUCCGACAUGGGAUUCCCUUGUUAUACGACGGACCUUUGGAGGACGAGGACAUAAUAAAUACGUUUACGGACAAUAAAGCACCCACGGUAAAGGAACUUACGGACGACACAUUUGAGCAUUUAACUCAAGCAAGCAGCGGUGCCACGACUGGCGAUUGGUUCGUUAUGUUUUACAGCACGGACUGUGUACAAUGCUUGCGCAUGAUGGCAAAGUGGGAAACGGUCGGUGCCAAACUUAAACACAGAUUAAAUGUAGCACUUGUUAAUAAAGCCACAACUGGGGUUUCCACAGCCAGGAGAUUUAAUGUUUAUAAUACUCCACAAUUUAUGCUAUUUAGGCAUGGCAAAAUGUAUCGGUACGAUUCGACGACGUACGAUAUUGCUUCCUUAAUAGCAUUUGCUAAAGAAUGGUACAAAGAUAUAAGACCAGAGGAAGUACCUCCACUUCCAAGCUUCUUUGAUGAAUACACAAAAAUAAUUCUAAACUUUCUCUACGAAAAUCCGUGGAUACUCAAGCUAACUAGCAUUUGCAUUGGGGUACUAGUUAUUGUUCUAGCAGCUAUUAAAUGUAUGCAAUCGGAUGAAACUCCAGAGGAAAAAGAAGACUAAAUCUAUUGCAUUUGAUCUGCCAAAAAUAUAUUACGAAUGUUUCUCUGUACGGACUAUUGUCUAGUGCUGAAAAUAAUUUUUGAUUGUACAUUAAGUUAUUGCACAUAUGUGAAAAGUAUAAUUUUAAGUUUUAUAAUAUUUUUAUAAAUCUGUCUUUUUCAAAAAUAUUUUAAAAAUAUUUAUUAAAUUGCAAAUUUGAUGAAAUAAUUGAGAAAUUCGAUUAUCUCAUCGCGCGAAAGUAUAAUUACAACAUUUAGUAUACGUGCAAUGAUAUAAAAUUAAGAAUAUAUUUAUAAUAAUUGAAAUUAUCUUGAAGAUUAAGAGAAGAUAAAUGUGUUUUUCUGCAUAAUAAUCUAAUGUACACAAAUAUUUGCAUUGAUUCACAAAAAAUAUAUUUUUUUACUAGAAAUA
This is a messenger RNA of Temnothorax curvispinosus, 1418 nucleotides long. RefSeq lists its product as uncharacterized. NCBI's taxonomy places the organism in Eukaryota, Metazoa, Arthropoda, Insecta, Hymenoptera, Formicidae. Bases 120 to 1007 code for a protein of 295 amino acids. The transcript has 6 exons. The record is from RefSeq and is a predicted model, not a curated record.